AAUGUUUGGAGAGCUGGGGGAGGAGCGGACGCAUGGAUCUACGGGGGCGCAAAAAACCACCUCACACCGGCAUGUCUCAUUCAUUCCAGCUCCAGCUACCACAGUGAUAAGAUUCGCAGGACUUCUUGAAGCUAAUACAGACUGCUAAUCUGAUAAAUACCAAAGCCUAAGAAUUAAUCAUGGCAGUGGUACUUCAUUACUUUAAAGGACGUGGCAGAGCGGAGUGCAUCAGAUGGAUGUUAGCGGCAGCUAAUGUUGAGUAUAAAGAAAAAUUCUAUGAACAAAAGGAGGAUUAUGACAAGCUGGUUAAAUCUGGGGAUCUGCUCUUUGGACAAGUACCAAUGCUGGAAAUAGAUGGGAUGAAACUGGUACAAACUAGAGCCAUUCUAUGUUACAUAGCAGAAAAGUAUAACCUGUAUGGAAGUGACCUAAAAGAAAGAGCUUAUAUUAAUAUGUAUACUGAGGGAGUUGCAGAUCUCAAUUCCAUGAUCUUGUCCUACUUCUUCUUGUCUGAAAGUGAGCAGGAAAAACAACGAAAUCUUAUGAAAGAAAGGGCACUAAACAGAUACUUUCCUGUAUAUAGUAAAGCUCUGGAGGGUAAGGACUUCUUAGUUGGAGACAAGCUCAGCAUGGCGGAUGUGUAUCUUCUUGAUGUCAUUUUAUCACUGGAAGAGUUUCACCCUGAUGUCCUGCAGAACUUUGCUAAUUUACAGGCUUUUAAAAAGAGAAUCAGUGAAAUCCCAACAAUAAAGAAGUUCUUGCAGCCGGGAAGUAAAAAGAAACCAAUGGCUGAUGAGGUUUAUAUAAGCACCGUGAAGAAACUUGUCUUCGGCUAAUGUGAAACAAUGCAAUUUACAAAGUAUUGUAAGGAAACUUGUAGUUUUGUAUUCGUUUUACAAUAAAAUUUCAUUCUUAGUGU
This is a messenger RNA of Hyla sarda, 919 nucleotides long. RefSeq names its product glutathione S-transferase-like. The transcript has 7 exons. Gene Ontology annotation, molecular function: glutathione transferase activity. Bases 180 to 836 code for a protein of 218 amino acids. The record is from RefSeq and is a predicted model, not a curated record. Lineage: Eukaryota; Metazoa; Chordata; Amphibia; Anura; Hylidae. Gene Ontology annotation, biological process: glutathione metabolic process.